This is a messenger RNA of Plasmodium adleri (nom. inval.), 993 nucleotides long. Its product is annotated as DnaJ protein, putative. Gene Ontology annotation, molecular function: protein-folding chaperone binding; protein folding chaperone. The record is from RefSeq and is a predicted model, not a curated record. NCBI's taxonomy places the organism in Eukaryota, Apicomplexa, Aconoidasida, Haemosporida, Plasmodiidae. Bases 1 to 993 code for a protein of 330 amino acids. The transcript is spliced from 6 exons. Gene Ontology annotation, cellular component: cytoplasm; nucleus.
AUGUUUUUAAUUAAGAAAAGAUUUCUGAGUUUUUAUAAUAUAAUUUCAACAUCACCUAUUUUAAAUAAGAAAUUUGUAUAUGUAAAGAAUAACUAUAUAUUCCAGAAAAGACAUUUUUCCAAUAAAAAUUUUUAUGAUAUACUGAAUAUAAAAAAGGACAGUAACAAAAAUGAAAUAAAACAAGCUUAUAGAAAACUUGCAUUAAAAUAUCAUCCUGAUAGGAACCCAAAUAAUAGAAAAGAAUCCGAACAGAAAUUCAGAGAAAUUACUGAAGCUUAUGAAACCUUAAGUGAUGACAAUAAAAAGAAAAUGUAUGAUAAUCAAUUAAAUAGUGGAUUUUAUUCAAACAAUUUUAAUAAUAAUUACUAUAAUACUACAAGUAAUAAUAAUCAUAUGAAUUAUAAUUAUCAAUCCAAAAGAAUGACAGAUGAAGAAAUUGAAAAUGUUUUUAAAAAUGUUUUUGGAAAUAUGAACUUAAAUGAUAUUUUCAAGUCCAAUAUUUUUAACGAGAAUAGCUUUAGUAGUAGAACCAUGGGAAGCGACAUAUUCAGUAAUUUCGGUUCUGCUUCUUAUGGAACCCCAAGAAAUGAAAACAUAAAACAGACGAAUAUAAAAACAGAAAUUAUACCUAGAGGAAAUAAAAUUAUCGAGAAGACAACUAAAAUUAUUACUUAUAAAGAUGGAAAUGUAAAACAAGAAAUAAUAGAAAGGGAAAUAAGUAAUAAUAGUAAAGAAUUUGAAGACUUUGUUGAUUUUGAUUUUUUAUAUAAAAAUAAUAAUCUUUAUAAUUACAUGAACAGUCAGAAUAAUAUAAAUAAACAAUCCUUUAAUAGGUUCAUAAACAAUUAUAAACAAAAUCGACUGGUAAGAAAUGUCUUAAAUUAUUGUUAUGGUAUUCUUUCCUUAGCAACCAGAAGAAUACUUGUGAAUUUAGUUAUACAUGUAAUUCGUAAGGUGAUACAAACUAUCAUUUUUAUGUUACGAAAAAAAUGA